Malania oleifera is the source of this 561-nucleotide messenger RNA. RefSeq lists its product as uncharacterized. The transcript has 3 exons. The coding region runs from base 1 to 561 and encodes 186 amino acids. The record is from RefSeq and is a predicted model, not a curated record. Lineage: Eukaryota; Viridiplantae; Streptophyta; Magnoliopsida; Santalales; Ximeniaceae.
AUGGACCCUGGGGGUAACAGCGCUCACACCAAUGGUGAUGAUGGUGUUGACCCCUCUAGUGCAAGCGACGAUGAUUCAAACGCAGUUCUGCAUAGUAGUGUAGCUUGGAAGGUGCGGGAGAUUGAGAAAAUACUGACAAUGCUUCACUGCAUUGAUGAACAGAGGGUCCUAUAUGCUACAUAUAAGUUGAUAGGUGCGGUUGAGAGAUGGUGGACAGCCGUGAAGUUGCUUAAGGAACAGAGACCCGGGCAACUCAUGGUUCAGCAAUAUACAACAAAGUUUAUCAAGCUGUCACGCUUUGCUCCCUAUAUGGUUCCGAAUGACGUUAAGAAGGCGAGAAUGUUUGAGAAGGGUUUGAGGCAUGACAUCCAUAGACAGGUGGCAGUCCUAAAGGUGCAGUAUUUCUUCAAAUUAGUGGACAGGGCCACAGUGGUAGAGGAGAUCUGCCAAAGGGAUGUGGGGACGUCGAGCCAAAGAAAGAGGCCCACGCCUCUAGGAUUCCAGGCAGGGUCCAGCCGAGGCCCUUGGAGGGGAGAUAGAUACGGCAAAGCUCCGAGGUAG